AUGUACUCCAAGGAACAGUCCUAUGACAUGGAGCAGCAACAGGAGCUACUGGAAAACAACGUGGACACCAACGGCGUCAUGGAGUCGGGUCGAUGCAAUAACAACAACAAUAAUGGCAGUCUCGGUUCUCUGGGUGGCGUCCGCGUCUCUGGCAUGACGGGGGGCCCGGUGGACGGUCUCUACGACGGCCACGGUAUGGUUGCCACUUCACUAGCUGCCGCCCAACAGCAGCAACAACAGCAGACUAGCAACCUACGCUACGUCACCCUGCCCCAGAUGCACCACCAA
Messenger RNA from Dibothriocephalus latus, 288 nucleotides. The record is from the annotation of a GenBank genome assembly. NCBI's taxonomy places the organism in Eukaryota, Metazoa, Platyhelminthes, Cestoda, Diphyllobothriidea, Diphyllobothriidae.